AUGGAUAGCGAGCCGGCCGAAGAAAAAAACGAGACAAGAGACCCGGGCAGUCCACGUGGACUGACUGAUGAGAACACACAGGGGCGACCAAUGGGCGACGGCACCGCUAAUGUAUUUCUCACCUCCGCACUCACACCCGGGCAGCUCGCUAAUAAGCGACCCUUCACACGACAAUCCACCCUACACAUAGGAGAUAGGGUUGACAUUGGUAAAGCCGGCAUGACCGCGAUCGUUCUCGAAAUGACUUAUGGCAUCCAGAUUACGUCAAUAUCGCCCGUAAGCCCCCUCAAUAAGGCGGAUUGUCGCUCGCAAACCGCUCUGCGGCUGUUGAAUUUAAAACGAUUCCCAAGAACACGGCCGAGUUGGCGAACGUCGGAAGAGGCUGCGGUGCAAACUGCACGCUAUCGUCACGCCCCCCCCCCCGCGCCCCCGCUCCGGUCUCCCCCCCCCCCUCGCUCGCCCUAUGCAUUUGAUCCGAUGGAGCGAGGGAUGAUGAGAUGGAACAGAAGAAAGGGGAGGCUGGGGAGGAAUGAUCUGUAUACUGUAAGGAAGCUCAGGCGAUGUGUCGGACAGGCCGCAGCACGCUCGCAUUAUACAACACAAAUAAUAAAAAAAAGAAACGGGAAUAAAUGUUGGAAUAAAAUACUUUUAAUUUCCCCGGGCGCCGCUAAUCGGGCAGCGGCAACCGAGGGCGCCAAAUCGCCCUUUUUAUUUUACUGUAUGAACGCAAAUCCGGCGGGAAAACGGCGAGGCGAGCGGGGGUGCGGUCACGCGCUCGGAAUUAGCACCCUCCCCGCACCCUCGCACCCCCGCACCCUCCGCACCCCGCACCCCUCGCCCGCACUUGACCCGCGAGCCGCGAGGUGUCACCGAGUACGUUACCCACAAAAAAUAAGGGAGCGACCCUCCACAGUCGACAGCCGGCUGAGAGUAGCACGGAUUGUGUUCUAA
Molecule: messenger RNA, 951 nt
Organism: Danaus chrysippus (African queen)
Lineage: Eukaryota; Metazoa; Arthropoda; Insecta; Lepidoptera; Nymphalidae
Source: the annotation of a GenBank genome assembly